Messenger RNA from Hydra vulgaris (swiftwater hydra), 1737 nucleotides. RefSeq names its product phosphoacetylglucosamine mutase. Lineage: Eukaryota; Metazoa; Cnidaria; Hydrozoa; Anthoathecata; Hydridae. The record is from RefSeq and is a predicted model, not a curated record. Gene Ontology annotation, molecular function: phosphoacetylglucosamine mutase activity; magnesium ion binding. Gene Ontology annotation, biological process: carbohydrate metabolic process; UDP-N-acetylglucosamine biosynthetic process.
UUAACUUUAUUUUCAGAAUCAAUAUCAAUAGCUAAUAUAAGAUGUCUUUUUUAAAUAAAGAAUUAAUCAACCAAUCAUCUGCUUUACAUCCAAGACCAGAUUUUCUGUUUACAUAUGGCACUGCUGGGUUUAGAGAAAAAGGAGACCUAUUGGAUUCCGUUGUUUUUCGAGUUGGAAUGUUAGCUGUACUUCGCUCUAAACAUAAAAAUGGACAAGCUAUUGGUGUCAUGGUUACAGCUUCUCAUAAUCCUGUGCAGGAUAAUGGAAUCAAAUUGGUUGAUCCGUUUGGUGAAAUGUUAGAGCAAUCUUGGGAGGGUUUUGCUACAGAGUUGGCAAGAGCAAAAGACAAUGAAGUAGCAGUUGUUUUAUCUAAUAUUAUUGAAGUGAAUAAAAUCAACUUGUCAGUUGUUGGAAAAGUUGUUGUUGCCCGAGACACAAGACCCAGCAGUCUUCCUCUUGUAAACUCUGUUAAGGAAGGUGUGAAAGUUCUUGAUGGGCAUUGUGACGACUUUGGUUUGCUGACCACUCCUCAGUUACAUUAUAUAGUUUGCUGCAUCAAUACUGAUGGAUCUUAUGGAGAACCAACUGAGGAAGGAUAUUAUAAAAAGUUUUCUACAGCGUUCCUAAAUUUAAGAAAAAUGAUUUGUAAAGAGUCUGAACCUACUACAAUUAUGGUUGAUGGUGCUAAUGGCGUGGGUGCACCAAAGAUUUUAGAAAUGAUGAAGUAUUUAGAUGGUACUCUUCAAAUACAACUAUACAAUGAUAAAACAGAUGAUGUUCUUGCUCUUAAUAAAGAUUGUGGUGCUGACUAUGUAAAAACUCACCAAAAUGCACCUAAAGGAAUGAAUCUGAUUGUGGGAAAUCGUUAUCUUUCUUUUGACGGAGAUGCAGAUCGAAUUGUUUAUUACUAUGUUAAUGCAGAUAAAAAGUUUUGCUUGCUUGAUGGUGAUAAAAUAGCAACACUGAUUGCUGCAUUUAUAAAGGAUAAGCUAAAUAUUGCUGGUGUUGAACUAACAAAUGGUUUAGGUGUUGUUCAAACAGCUUAUGCAAAUGGAAGCUCUACUGAAUAUUUAACUAAAAAACUAAAUGUUCCUGUUGGAAUAGCAAAAACUGGUGUAAAACAUCUACACCACAAAGCUCAAGAGUUUGACAUUGGUAUUUACUUUGAGGCUAAUGGUCAUGGAACUGUAAUAUUUAGUGCUGAUGCAAGAGAGAAAAUUCGAAAUCCCAAUAAUGGCCUCAGUGAUAAACAGAAAGAAGCAGUAAAUAAAUUAAAUGCAUUUAUGGAACUUACUAAUCAGACUGUUGGUGAUGCUAUUUCAGACAUGCUUUUGGUUGAAUCAAUUUUACAUGAAAAGCAGUGGAGUUGUAUCGAAUGGGACAACGAGUAUCAAGACUUACCAAACAAGCUGGGAAAAGUGCUGGUAAAAGAUCGCCGCAUAUUAACUGUAAACCAUGACGAAACUCGUUUAAUUGAGCCAAAAGAACUUCAGCAAAAGAUUGAUGAAAUUGUUAAAUGUUGGCCUAACUGCCGUUCAUUUGUUAGGCCUUCAGGAACUGAAGAUGUUGUUCGAGUUUAUGUCGAAGCUCAUACUUUGAAUAUUACUGAGAGAGUUUGUGGCUUAGUCUGUCAAGCUGUUUAUGACAUGUGUGAAGGUGUUGGAGAGCGUGCCGUGCUUCCUCCACUUCUUUAUUAGUUACGCUGUGAUUUAUUUGUGAAUAUUUACUUUAUUUUUA